Molecule: messenger RNA, 2209 nt
Organism: Asparagus officinalis (garden asparagus)
Lineage: Eukaryota; Viridiplantae; Streptophyta; Magnoliopsida; Asparagales; Asparagaceae
Exons: 2
Coding region: 544-2088 (514 amino acids)
Source: RefSeq, a predicted model, not a curated record
CGUUUUAAUUUCAAAAUCGACCAUGGUUCCUUCUAUUUUGACAUAAAGAUCGUGUUUUGAAUCAUUUUUUGAUGAUCAUUUGGGAUUUGGGCUUCUGGGUGCUUUUCAAUUUGUAGAAUUUUGCCCUUUUCAGAGUUUUAGUUCUAGGGUUCGGGGUUUCUGGGUGUCUUUAGUUUGCAGAGAAUUUUCAUUGCAAUCUAUGGAGUCUGUUGGUUUCUGCUUGAUUGCUGGUUCUAGGGUUUGUGCUAUCUAGAUAAAAGGGAGCAAAAUCCUAAUUUUGAGACAAUUUUAUUAACUUAAUUGGGUUAGAGUGGGGGUUCACUUCAAAAUUUGGAGAUCUAGAGUUUAGUCUUUAUGGAAUGGAUUUGUGAGGGUUUCCUUUGGGAUGCGUUCAUUGACUGCGGGGGAAUUAGAAACCCUCCGGAUAGAUAGCACCACUAAAUUGGAGGAGGAGGAGGAGAAAUUAUACAAGUAGGGAGAGAAAAAAGAAAAAAAAGAAGGAAAAUUUUCGAUUUGUAGAACAAAAUAGAGAAAACUAAAGCAAUGGGUGAAUCCCUAUUAACCUCUUUGUCCAUGGAGAACCACCACCACCCGUCAACCCUCCUCUCCAUGGACCCGACCGGAGGCCCUAACAACCAGUCAAACUCCCACGAUGACUCUGAUCGUGAGCUGAUGAUGGCUCUCUCCGGCCCUCCCGAUAUAAACCUCCCGCUCUCGGUCGAACACUCCCCUCCUCCUCAACACCCUUGGAACCCAGCUGAAAUCCUAGAUAUCGGGCCUGCGGGCCCACAAAUCUUCGAUGCCGAGGCCACCGCCCUUAUUUUGCCUCAUAAGGCCGGUGCCCGUAAGUGCGCGAAGCGAGGAGACUCCAUUUGGGGGGCUUGGUUCUUCUUCAACUUCUACUUUAAGCCGGUCCUUUCUGAUAAGUCGAAGGCCAAGAUUGUUUGGGAUGGGAAUUCGUUCUCUGGGUUUGAGAAAUCGGAUUUGAAGCUUGAUGUGUUCCUGGUUCAGCAUGACAUGGAGAAUAUGUACAUGUGGGUGUUUAAGGAGAGGCCGGAGAAUGCUCUUGGUAAGAUGCAGCUGAGGAGUUAUAUGAAUGGGCAUUCUAGGCUCGGGGAGCCACAGUUUCCGUUUAGUGCGGAUAAGGGCUUUGUUCGGUCCCAUCGGAUGCAGAGGAAGCAGUAUCGGGGGCUGUCCAACCCGCAGUGUGUUCAUGGGAUUGAGAUUGUGAGGUUGCCAAAUUUGACGGUGGUGUCUGAUGCUGAUCGCAAGAAGUGGUUGGAGCUAACUGGAAGAGACCUUAAUUUCUCAAUACCCCAGGAAGCCAGUGAUUUUAGUUCAUGGAGGAAUCUUCCGAGUGCUGAGUUUGAGCUCGAGAGGGCUGCACCUCCUCCUCUGAAGAGCACUACUGCACAUCCUCCACCAAGGAAGUUGCUUAAUGGGUCAGGGCUGAACUUAUCAACUCAGUCGUCCAAUCACUCCAGUGGUGAUGGAAUGGAUCUUUCCCCUAGCAGCAAAAGGAGAAAGGACAAGGAUUUCUUUCCCCACACAACGGAGGAGGAUUUCUGCUCACCGGUCAAUUCUCAUCCCGAGAGAGCCCAAGAAAUGGACAUUCACCCAGUUGAGCCAUCUUGGUUGAAUGACUUCACCGGUGUCAUGAGGCAUGCAUAUGGGCCAGUUACUGCUGCCAAGACAAUAUACGAAGAUGAUCAAGGAUAUCUUAUAAUGGUUAGCCUCCCUUUCUCUGAUCAACAGAGGGUGAAGGUUUCUUGGAGGAACAGUCUCACUCAUGGCAUAGUGAAGGUACUCUGUGUUAGUACAGGUCGAAUGCCUUAUGUAAAAAGGCACGACAGGACUUUUAAGCUAACUGACCCUUCGCCUGAGCACUGCCCCCCGGGGGAGUUCAUAAGAGAGAUACCACUUGCUACGAGAAUUCCCGAAGAUGCCAAGCUUGAAGCGUAUUACGAUGAGACUGGUUCGAUUCUAGAGAUUAUGGUUCCAAAACACCGUGUGGGACCAGAAGAACAUGAGGUUCGUGUAUGCAUGCGCCCUCCUCAUCUUGGAGCAAAUGAACUUCUAUUGACCUGACUCGUUGGCCUAUUUAUAACUCGGGUUGCUUAAAUGGUAUAUCGAGAGCAACUUGUUUUUGCUUUUAUGCUGACCGGUCGAUGUUCGAUCGGUAAUUUGGUUUACAUUGGAGGUGCACUCU